UGCCGUAUACAGUCCAUGAGUAAGACCGAGACGUCUAUAGUUUUAUCUGUGUUGGUUAAUUCGUGGAUGUGAGACGCAGGGGAAUUUUGUGUAGUCCGCGUUUAAUCGUAUAGUUGUUUGGUUAUUGUUAGCGACCAGUGAAUUGUAUUAAUCGGUUUAAAAGAGAAAAUAAAAGUAUUUCACAUUCAUAGCAGUUUUUUACUUUUACCUCAUAUAUAAUUUUGAAGAUGUCUGGCAGUAGAACUGACAUUUUUACUCCGACCAUUGCAGCCAAUGCCAACGUCUCAGCAAUGGACGUAACUCCACCUCCAAAUGCUGAAAACGAAAAUAGAGAUGAGAGAAAUACGCCCAGAAGUGUAAGUAGAACUAACGUCCCUGUAAAAUUCAAAUUGUCAUUGAUUGCCGAAGUGAAGAAACAUGACAUUAUCUGGCAAGACCGGAAACAGAAGAAGAAUACAGAUCUGUUGGACGACGCAUGGCAGAAGAUCCGUAAGGCGCUUCACAUUAAAAAAACGGGGUUCUGCGAGAAGCAAUGGAAGCUGCUGUGCCACGGAUACCGGAGCCACAUCAACAGGAACACGCCCAUGCAUGUAGACCUCAUCAGGGAGAUGGCUUUUAUGGCGCCGCAGCUCAAGAAAGCAUCUUCAGACAACGAACCGUCAGACUAUGAAGGAGAGCCCGGGUCUCCGGUCAGAAACAAAGCUCCACAACAAAAUCAAACUCCACAACCAAAGAAGGUCGCGCAACAGAACAGUUCGUGUUCAGACACCGAGUGCAGCGAGGACGAGCGUGCGUCGGUGGCCAUAUUAAAGUUGUUGUUCGCGAGCGUCCCGCCUGACACCAUGCGAGCGUUGAAGCAGACGCUCGUCGAGACGCUUAAUAAAAUUGUGCCUGAAGUGCAGACCAAAAUAUUGAACCACGCCAAAGAGCAGCUAGCCAAGUGCGGAGACUUCAGCAAAAUCGACUGGACGACGCUCGACGUACCUGUGGAAGUCAGCAAAGCCGUCUGGGAGCACAAAGUUAUGAAAAUAGUUCUCACGGACUGAUUAUAAAAGAUAUACUUAGGUACUUACAUAUUAUAUUAUACGUAUAUGUUGUGUUUGUUAGUUUUUCACUGUCCGUUGAGAUAUGAUUGCUGAAAAUGUGAUAUCUUGUAAUACUUUGGUGUUUCUUGACGUUUAAUGUUAAACUUAUUCCAUGUUUGUCACGGUGAAUAUUUUUAUGAAAAGUCUUGUCAUCAUUUGCAAGCUUGGCUUGGCUAGUAUUUAGGAGUAUUGAGAAAACAUGUUAAUAUAAAAAAUAAUACUCGAACAAAAGUAAUUGGUUAAGAAUUCAAUGUAACUCGAUUUAAUAUUGUUUUUAGUUGCUUGUUCUGAAUUUACAUAUAUAAGUAUGAUUUUGAAGGAUUUAUUAGUUAGGGCAUACUGAAAAUUCCUGGACUGGCCACUUAGAAAAAAUAAGAUCUUCUCAUAUACAUAUUAGAAUCCAGAAACUGAAGUAUGGCCCACGUAUAAUGAUCUCUAUUCAUAGGUAGGUAUACCACCUACCUAUCUUUUUAAUAAAAAUAAUUUUAGAUUUAAGUAUUUUUGUACAAGACUUAUAAGAUAACUAUAAAAUUAUUGUUAGAUUCAUAUAUUUUUAAAAAUAUGUCAGAGCUCUAAUAAUAAAAAAGUACUUA
Molecule: messenger RNA, 1678 nt
Organism: Cydia fagiglandana
Lineage: Eukaryota; Metazoa; Arthropoda; Insecta; Lepidoptera; Tortricidae
Exons: 9
Coding region: 228-1046 (272 amino acids)
Source: RefSeq, a predicted model, not a curated record